CUAGUCCCCAGCAGAUUCCCCCACCUGACCCGCCAAAGUGUUUGGAAAAAAACCACCUGCCUUUUGUCCUCGAUAUCUCUCAGGGUCAGACUAGGCGAGCCAGUGGUGCAAAGUGGAAAAGUGACAGAGAGAAACCAUUCACGUGACCAAGGGGCUCAACGACUCGACUGAUGGAGGCGCUGGACGUGGUUGUAGUGGGGGCUGGGCUUAGCGGUCUGUCUGCAGCGCGCGUGCUGGCGGAGCAAGGCCAGAGCGUCCUGGUGCUGGAGGCACGCGACAGGGUCGGAGGUCGGACUUACACGUUACGUAACGACAAGGUAGGAUACCUGGAUUUGGGAGCUGCUUACGUCGGGCCUACCCAGAAUCGCCUGCUGCGCCUGGCGCGCGAGUUCGGCGUGAAGACGUACCGCACGUACGACGAGCAGGAUCUGAUUGUGUAUCGCCAGCAUGGGAUCAAGAAACGCUACCAAGAUGGACUUUUCCCACCCACCGGGGGCUUCCUGUCCUGGCUGGACCUCAACAAUGUCGUCCGGCUGUUGGACAGCAUGUGUAGAGAGGUCCCAGUGCAGGCUCCAUGGACCGCACGGCGUGCCAAAGAAUGGGACACCAUGACAGUACAGCAGUUUCUUGAUCAACACGUGUGGACUAAAGGCGCCAUGGAAGCCAUGCGAGAGUUUGUCAACGUCAACGUCACCUCAGAGGCGUACGAAGUGUCGUUGCUGUGGUUGCUGUGGUAUCUGGCGUCUGCUGGAGGGCCGCUGAUGAUGAACGGCACAGCACACGGGGCUCAGGAGAGGAAAUUGAUCGGCGGGACGCAACAAAUAAGCGAGGGGCUGAUGAAAAAGAUUGGAUUAGACAAAGUUCUUCUCAACCGACCGGUGUGCAAAAUCGAGCAGACGUCUGGUGGUGUGAGUGUGUACGACACCUGUGGAAAUGUGUAUCAGGCCUCUCACUGUAUCGUGGCGCUAGCGCCGCCCCUGCAGACUCGGAUCACGUGGUCACCGCCACUUCCGGCUCGGAGAAAUCAGAUGCUGCAGCGACUUCCUAUGGGCUCCGUCAUCAAAACCUUUCACUACUACAAAACACCAUUCUGGAGACACAAGGGCAUGUCCGGGGCUGCGGCCAUUGAUGACGACGAAGGCCUGGUAGCCAGCACGUAUGACCACGUGUUGCAUGACGGCUCGCACCCGGCCCUCGUGGGCUUUGUUCUUUCGGACCGAGCCCGAACCUUCUGCGAACUGAGUGUGGAAGAAAGAAAGAGACGGAUAUGUAAACUAUAUGCAAAGGUCUUCCAGACAGACGAUGCUCUGCAUCCGGUCCACUAUGAAGAGAAGAACUGGGCUGCGGAUGAGUGGUCAGGGGGCUGCUACACUGUCAUGAUGCCACCAGGGCUUCUAACUACUUUUGGCGAGGAGAUACGGGCACCUGUAGGGCGCGUGCACUGGGCAGGGACAGAGACGGCCAGCCAAUGGACGGGCUACAUGGAGGGCGCCAUUCAGGCCGGAGAGCGCGCAGCAAGGGAGAUCCUGCACGAGAAGGGGCUGGUGGAUGCCAGCGACAUCUGGCAAGACGAGCCAGAGGAUGAGGAGGUCAAGGGAAACCUCUGGAGCUGAGCCUGCUCGAAAAACAAGCGCCGUCUCUUCCUUCCUUUCUGCGCAUGUCUCUGCUGAGUGGCGCCGCUGCCGCUGGUCUCAUGUGGAGGGCGUUCAAACCUCGCCUUUAGCCGGCGGACACCACAUUAGCACAAACAGUGGAGGAACGGGGCGUCAAAGAACCAAGAAGACCUCAUCUACUACUUUACAAAGCGGUUGCGAAAGCUUGUUGUCAUAAAGACUCCUAAUUCUGUUCGAUGGCAGUUUUUACACACACACAAACACCUGUGUGUAAAAGAAUCUGUCGUGAACACUUCUAGUUCUGCUGAAUGGCAGGUCUCGCACAUCAACAUAAAAACCUACAUCUGUAUAUACUCUGUGAGUAUAAGAGACAGCUGGCUGUGGUAAAGCUCCUGGUUCUGCUAGAUGGCAGCUUUCGCAAAGCGUCACAGACUUGGUGCUUAUCCCUAACCCCUAGUAAGUUCAAUAGAUUAAGGGUUGUGUAUUUCCUGACUAGGCUGCUGGUGAUCAUUUUGUGAUGUAGAAGAGAGGACUAGUGUAAACCGGUGUAAAAGUAAUGUCCUGGGGUUAUUGAGGGAUUCUUAUUGUGUAAAUACUGUAAAUAAAUGUAUUUUUUGAAUUUA
Messenger RNA from Pomacea canaliculata, 2236 nucleotides. RefSeq names its product amine oxidase [flavin-containing]-like. The record is from RefSeq and is a predicted model, not a curated record. The transcript is spliced from 15 exons. Gene Ontology annotation, molecular function: oxidoreductase activity. Lineage: Eukaryota; Metazoa; Mollusca; Gastropoda; Architaenioglossa; Ampullariidae. Bases 171 to 1613 code for a protein of 480 amino acids.